Quercus robur (English oak) is the source of this 492-nucleotide messenger RNA. RefSeq lists its product as uncharacterized. Bases 1 to 492 code for a protein of 163 amino acids. NCBI's taxonomy places the organism in Eukaryota, Viridiplantae, Streptophyta, Magnoliopsida, Fagales, Fagaceae. The record is from RefSeq and is a predicted model, not a curated record. The transcript has a single exon.
AUGACAAUUGGCAUCCCAUUUGAAGUAGAAAAGCUCUUAUCCAACGCAGGCAGAGAAAUCCUUAUAAAAGCUGUGGCACAAGCUACCCCCACAUACACGAUGAGCGUGUUCAAGCUCUCGGACUUCUUGUGCAAGGAGUUGAACUCAAUGAUGGGUAAUUUCUGGUGGGGUCUAAAAGGAAGGGAAAGGAGAAUGGCGUGGGUUUCUUGGGAGAAAUUAUGCAAGCCAAAGUCCGAGGGAGGUAUGGGGUUUAGGGAUCUCAAAGCUUUCAACUUAGCUCUCUUAGCAAAGCAAGGAUGGAGAUUGUUGGAGAACCCAAACUCUCUGGCUCAUAGAGUAUACAAAGCUAAGUACUUUGCAAAUGAGUCAUUCUUAAAUGCUCAAGUGGGUAGGAGACCCUCCUACGCGUGGCGAAGUAUUAUGGCAGCUAAAGACAUAAUUAUGAAGGGUGCUAGAUGGUGUAUUGGCAAUGGUCUUAAUGUACGCAUCUAG